UACGACAUCAUGGUCGAAGGUGAAUUUGAAUGGGCCCAUGAUUUCCACGGUGUUAACUUAGUAUUGAACUAUAUGCGAUAGGUGAUGAUGAUGUGGAGUCCGGAAGGUGCGCUGCCUCGUCUCGCAUAGCACUGUGUCGACGAUCUGAUUGACUGAGUGGUUCAAGUGCCGAUAUCUGACGGCCUGCAGUCUAUCGAGUCUAUAUGCACUUUGUCAAUGCCAAUCGAUGAUCAAGGAGGCGACUGCUUUGGUCGAAAGGCUACGAUGCUCCCGUUACUUAGCAGUGUGAGGAGAUAUUGUAUGACGUCAUGCGUUACAUCGUUGUGUGAAUAGGGGACCCCAGGUUUCUAGUCCGUCCUCCUCCUCUGCGCAGUUAAUACAUACUAAAGUCUCUCUCUACGAUGCUCAUAUCAUGUCUGAGGUGAGGCGUUUCCGUACUCAGCAAUUCGACAGUGCAGACCGCAAAGGCCGCGAUGCCAUCUUCGGCGCGGACUACGUCAGUGCGGUGUCCGAAGAGGUGGACAGACUUGCAUGUUCCAAAGUAUACCUUGUCGUGUCAAGGAGCUUGGACACGAAGACAGACGUGGUGGGGAGACUGGAACAAAAGUUGGGCGGAAAAGUGUGUGGGAAGAAGGUCGGCGUGAAGAGCCACACACCGUACGACGAAGUACUGCAGAUCGCUAAGGAGACGAAGGAGAGGGGUGCCGAUAUCAUUGUCACACUGGGAAGCAGUUCGUACAGCGACGCGGCGAAAGCUGCCCUAAUCGCGCACGCUUCUCUGCCGGCAGACAAGCUGGACAUCGAGUCCAUGGAGUCGCUCGUCGUAGGAAACGUCGACGAAAAGACGGGCGACAUGGCGGUCCCCACAACCGUCAAAGAACCCACUCUCAAGCUCAUAUGCGUACCCACGUCGCUCUCCGCCGCGGAGUGGAACGCAAACAGCGGCUGCACAAACCCGUCCACGCACAAGAAACAACACUUCACCCACCCCGCUUGUGCACCUAACCUCAUCGUGCUCGACCCGCAGCUUGCGCUCACGACUCCGCUCGAUCUAUGGCUGAGCACGGGGGUCCGCGCUGUUGACCACUGCGUCGAGACGCUGUGCACAGAGAGGAGCAGCGACGAUGUCAAGCAGUCGGCAGAGGAGGGGUUGCGAGCCCUGACGGAGGGUCUGCUCAAGUGCAAGCAGAACGAGAAGGACGCCUCUGCGCGUGCAGAGUGCCAGGUCGGCGCGUGGAAGGCGAUGCGGGUCAUUGCGCACAAAGUUCCGCUGGGCGCGUCCCACGCGAUUGGGCAUCAGCUAGGGGCAUUCUGCGGCGUCCCGCACGGCAUAACAUCCUGUGUGAUGCUCUCGCCGGUGCUCAAGUAUAAUGACACACACUCACCGUCCAAUUCCCAGCUGCAACAGCGGGUUUGCGCGAUCUUCUGGUCGUCUAUCCCCGAAACCCUCGCGCGGGCAGGACUUGACCGGGAGCGAGCUGACGCAGGAGAUCUUGUCAAGACUUUCGUCAAGGCUUUGGGUCUCCCAACGAUGUUGACGGAUGUUGAUGUCAGUGAAGACCAGUGGGACGCCGUCGCGAAGGCAUCGCUCAAUGAUGUCUUGGGAAAGACAAACCCAGUGAGGCUUGAGACCAUUGAGCAGGUGAAAGAAAUCCUCGCGAUGGCGAAGUAGGUACCUGUCUAUGCAUAUGGUCGUCGAUGUAUACGUCCAAUGAGGCCAUAUCCGGACCAUGGCUUUCCGUCUUCGACAAUAUUGAUUGCUCAUUGCAUGGUAUAAUUCCAUACUGCGAACUGCGGGUAACUCAGAAAUGCCGCCUAUGAACAAUUCACUGUCU
Rhodofomes roseus is the source of this 1835-nucleotide messenger RNA. RefSeq lists its product as uncharacterized. The coding region runs from base 413 to 1672 and encodes 419 amino acids. Gene Ontology annotation, cellular component: mitochondrion. The transcript has 3 exons. NCBI's taxonomy places the organism in Eukaryota, Fungi, Basidiomycota, Agaricomycetes, Polyporales, Fomitopsidaceae. The record is from RefSeq and is a predicted model, not a curated record. Gene Ontology annotation, molecular function: alcohol dehydrogenase (NAD+) activity; metal ion binding.